Molecule: messenger RNA, 273 nt
Organism: Iphiclides podalirius (scarce swallowtail)
Lineage: Eukaryota; Metazoa; Arthropoda; Insecta; Lepidoptera; Papilionidae
Source: the annotation of a GenBank genome assembly
AUGGGUUCGAGUCAAACUAAAGAAGAACACAACUCGAGCAAUAGUUUGAUUGCUCAGACGGUGAACAACACCUUCCAGGAAAAAUUGGAUAGCCUGGUAUGGGUCAUCAUAGCUCUUGUGGCGAUUUUGUCCGCUGCCAUUGGGUUGAUGGUGUGCCGGCGCUGCAAGAGGGCGGCAGAAUUUUGGGUUCGCAAGCAGACCAGCUGCAACCCCAGCACGGCGACCGUCCAGACGGUGCCUCCACAACAGGCGCCAGUGGCUAGUGCAUACGUG